CUUUAAUUGAUUAAUUUCUCCAACUUGCCCUCCUCCUCCCCUUUGCCCCCGUGUCUUCCUUCCCAACCUCCUCCGCUUUCUCUCUCUCCCUCCAUCUCCACCCUUUUUGACCUUUUGACUCUGUACACAAUUCCCGCCUCUUUUUGGGACCGUCUCUCUUUCUGAUACUUAUCAGUUUUAUCCUCGAUCUGCAAUUUUGUUGUUUAGAUCACUUCACGAUCGUUUGACUCAACCAUCGUUUUUCGCAUCUAUCCCGGCCUCUGAGACUGUGCUGUGCGCAGUUGUCGAUCGUGUCUACCCUGCGAAUCUCCCUCGAGAUUCAUUAUUUCUAUCCACAUCUCGGAGCGCAAAAUAAUCACCAUGCAUAUGAACAAGAGAAUCGGCCGCCUGAAGCAAUGGGCUGGCGAGCGAAUGGGCGGAGAAGUCAAGACUUGCCAGUCAGAUGACUUCAAGGCAAUGGAGACGGAGAUGGGAGUGCGACAUGAAGGCGUCGACCGCAUUCACAAGUCCAUGACCGCAUACGUCAAAGCCGUCUCCAAGCGCAGCGAGGGCGAUGAUAAGGAAAAGACCCUCCCAAUUGCCCACUUGGGAAGCAGCAUGGUCACCCACGGAGAAGACUUUGACGCAAACUCCGAAUAUGGACAGUGCCUGACCAUGUUUGGACGGACGGAAGAGCGCAUUGCGCGCAUUCAAGAGAGCUACAUUGCACAGGCGACUUCGAGCUGGCUCGAGUCCCUGGAGAGAUCUCUCACCCAGAUGAAGGAUUACCAGCAGGCCCGGAAGAAGCUUGACAGUCGGAGACUGGCAUAUGACACUUCGCUGUCCAAGAUGGAGAAGGUGAAGAGGGAGGAUUUCCGCGUGGAAGAAGAGCUACGCAGCCAAAAGGUCAAGUAUGAAGAAGCCAAUGACGAUGUGCUCCGCCGCAUGCAAGAUAUCAAGGAAGCAGAGGUGGACAGCGUGAUGGAUUUGGGAACUUUCUUGGAUGCCCAGCUGGAGUACCAUGAGAGAUGUCGCGAAGCGCUUCUGCAGCUUAAGAGCGAAUGGCCUGGCGUGUCCGGCCAGGGCCCAACUCCGCCUCGCCGUCCUACACGAGCCCGGUCCAACACUGCCCACUCGUACCAGGAGCGCUAUGAGCCUCUGCAGGAGGAGUUGGCAGUUGUCACCGAGAGUCGACCCACGAUUCGGUCAAACAGAACGGUUUCAACGUACAUGGCAGACUCUCCCGCACGAGACGCCUACCCGGCUAGCAAUGGCUAUGCUCGACCAGGUCUCAGCCGGACACCAACUUUCGAAGGCCCGACUCAGUUGCGUCAAGACCAAUCUCCAGUUGCAACUCAAUGGAUUCAGCGAACCGCCAGCGACAACUUCACCAACCGUCGGAACAGUGUACAACCUAUCGGCGGAAGGUUCCCAGCCGAUCCCUAUGCAGACUCCGAAGCUAGCUCUUACGGCCGUAUCAGCCCUGACCGUAUGUAUGGUGGUCGAUCAACCUCACCAGCUACAUCUUAUGGCAGCGUACCUUCUCGUCGGCCUAGCUCUACUGCCCUGAAUGCCUCAGGUAUGACCAAGAAGGCUCCUCCACCUCCACCCCCUUCGCGUUCCAAGAAGCCACCACCUCCGCCACCGCCCAUGAAGCGAUCUUUGGUGACGGUGACGGACUUGUAAAGCAGAAAAUAACAGGGCUGGCUGGUGAUCUAUGCGGCAACAUUUGCUUUUGAUCAGGUACAUGGGGUUGGGAGUUUUCGGACAGGAUCACGAUCGACUUUGGCGAUGGAUUGGUAGUUUUUAUUCUUAUCUUCAGGACUGGUGGUCCCUCGAAUGCGAACUGGGACUUUUCAGUCGUUUUAUUUUUGCACUUUUGAUACUCUGUGCAGCAUUUCCUCCGUUCAUUAUGAUGGUGCUUUUUAGUCAUUUGCUGAAUUGGACUUGAUUUGGGGGAGUUGUUCGUUCUCUAUUCCUUUAUUCUCCUGCUUUGAUUAGCUGCAACAGAUAGAAUAAGUAUGGCUCGUGUCAGCUAGUCUAAUAUAGCUAGAUGGCAGCUUUCCUUUUGCGAGCAUGAGUGGAUUGUAUGAUCGUAC
Messenger RNA from Penicillium subrubescens, 2078 nucleotides. RefSeq lists its product as uncharacterized. Gene Ontology annotation, molecular function: protein binding. Bases 361 to 1665 code for a protein of 434 amino acids. Lineage: Eukaryota; Fungi; Ascomycota; Eurotiomycetes; Eurotiales; Aspergillaceae. The transcript has 3 exons. The record is from RefSeq and is a predicted model, not a curated record. Gene Ontology annotation, cellular component: cytoplasm.